Miscanthus lutarioriparius is the source of this 1167-nucleotide messenger RNA. The record is from the annotation of a GenBank genome assembly. NCBI's taxonomy places the organism in Eukaryota, Viridiplantae, Streptophyta, Magnoliopsida, Poales, Poaceae.
AUGGCCCCCUCGCCGCUGCUCGUCCGGCCGCCGGCGAUGGCGAAUUCACCCCUUCCGCCUACCCGAUGCGCGGCCGCGGUAGCAGCGGCGACGGCGAUUCGGACGGCUCCCGCAGCCCCACUCUCUAGGCUCCGUACCAAGUGUAGGUUCGCCGCAUCGGAUGUGAGAGAAGACUACCCAUCCAUUCCGAUAGAUAUUGUCGCUGAUGUGAAGACGGAAAAGAUUGUGGUGUUGGGAGGAAGUGGAUUCGUUGGUUCUGCGAUCUGCAAAGCUGCUGUCUCUAAAGGCAUUGAGGUUGUGAGCUUCAGCAGGUCAGGAAGACCAUCUUACUCUGAUCCCUGGGUUGAUCAAGUCAAUUGGCUAGCAGGAGAUGUUUUCUAUGCAAGAUGGGAUGAAGCAUUGAUUGGGGCUACCGCUGUUGUGUCUACCCUUGGAGGAUUUGGCAAUGAAGAACAAAUGAAAAGGAUAAAUGGUGAGGCAAAUAUCAUAGCAGUAAACGCUGCAAAAGAAUAUGGAGUCCCGAAGUUCAUUUUAAUCUCUGUACAUGAUUACAAUCUUCCAUCCUUUCUUCUUACCUCGGGUUACUUCACUGGUAAGAGAAAGGCGGAAUCUGAAGUCCUUUCCAAAUACCCAGCCUCAGGUGUUGUGUUGAGGCCAGGCUUCAUUUAUGGUAAAAGGAAAGUAAAUGGCUUUGAGGUACCGCUUGAUGCUGUUGGACAACCAUUGGAGAGGUUGCUCUCCUCUGUUGAAAAUUUCACCAAACCAUUGAGCUCACUGCCUGCCUCUGACCUAAUCCUUGCACCCCCUGUGAGCGUGGACGAUGUUGCCUACGCGGUAAUCAACGGAGUCAUAGAUGACAGCUUCUUUGGGGUGUUCACCAUUGAACAAAUCAAGGAAGCUGCAGCCAAGAGUGCUCUUUUGCCCUUCCUCCAAGCCCGGCCAGCGGCCAUGGCAUCGUACUCGUGCAUACGAUACAUGUACAUGGGCGUGCAGCGUGCUCAUCGUCUCCGGCAGUGCAGCGGCACCCUCCCUAUGAGCACUACCGCCAGCGUUGCCACGAUGGUCCCUCAGCUGCGCCGUGCACCCGAGGGCCAAGUUCCGCACCACCGUCGGGAACGGAUGUUCAUGCAGUGCUUUAGUGGCAAUUGGCAGCAGCUGUCCUGCUGA